UUUAAAUAGCUAUGACAUGGAAUAGUAUGUGCCCUUAGAAGAUUCAUUCUGGAAUUCAGUUCUUAGGGUGCCAAAAUGAAGAAGUGCUUUGUCUCUACUUUGGGUUCAGGAGCCCCAGAGUAUGGGAAGUGGAGGUCCUCAGGAUAUCACGCAGCUGAGGACAUUUGUAUUUUUAUCAGUUGUCAGGCUGCCGAGGCUCAUGGGGAACUAAUAAACAGCCUUUCCUUUUGGUUAGAAUAUCUCUACUCCAUAUAGCAACUCUUUUACCUCAGGCUGGUUGUGAUUCAUCUUAAUUCAGAGGACAAACAAAUUAAUCAUUAAUUAAGUUAUGAAAUCUUUAACAACAGUGAUCCAUACAAGAGAUACUAAAAGGGCUGUGGGUGAUAAACAGAGGAAGCAGGCAGGAUUGAAAGAUUUUUGAAGUCUUCUCUAGCAGGAACUAUUUAAUGAUUUUUACUCUUUGUAUUUUUUUAAGUGUUCUGUUUAAUAUUUAAUAUGAUUGUAUCUAGCUGUUGGCCUCAUAUUUAUCUUUUAGUCCCCCUGCCAGCAUUUUAUUAUGCAAAAUUUCCAGUAUACAGUAAAAAUAAAGGAAUUUAAAAGUGAAUACCUAUAUGGUCAACAUAUAACAUUAAUAUUUUGCAAUGCUUGCUUGAUCACAAAGCUGUACAGGUAUCCAUCACUAUGUACACCCCCAGCUACUUUAUAUUUUUAUAUGCUUGAUUAGGUUUAUUUUAUUAUUUGAUCAUCCAUAUGAGAGAAGUCAGUGUUUUGUACUCAUCCUCCAGAAACUAAUAGUGGUAAAUAAAUACAUGAAGCAAUGCUUUUUAAGAGGUAUGGAGUAAAAAUUGCUCUCGCUGGAAGGAUUCUUUAAGAAUCAAGGUGAGGCAAGGGGAAGAAACGCGUAGGUGGAAAAAUAAGCCCUUGGGAAAAGAAUUCACUAUAUUAGAUAACUCAUUAAAAUAUUCUUUUUGAUAUGUUAGGUUUUUAGUUUCACUUUGCAAGCUAUGCAGGCUCAGCUCUUCUUGUUUCCAGUAAAUGGCAACAUAACUGGGGCAGAAAAGGAGCUAAGUUAGUAAAAUGUUUUAAAGAAAAUCCUUGAAGGUUGAAGGCCAACAAUCGCAUAACACUAACGCCUAAGAUAACAGUUUGGGGCAGCUUUACUUCCUCUAGAUAAGUUACUACAUCGAAUCGCCUGGCUUUCCUGUUCAUCACUGGUAUAGAAUCCACAAUACUAGUUCUUUUGGAGUUCUGAAGGCAGCUGCAAAGGGCAUGCAUAGGUCAUAGGGCAAAAUCAUGACUCAAGAGAAAGGCGUAGUUACUUUGUUCUUCAUGAGCUAUGGAAAUGCACACUAGAAAGCCGUACUUGUUUUGGAGGACGGUUUUUGGUUGCUGCUGUUUUCUGGCAGUUCAUGUUUACUAGAAACAGAGCAGCAAAGUUAUUAAUAAACAUUUAUCUCUUUCACUUUCAGUUCACUUCUUUAAUUGAGAUGGACAUGAUAUAAUCUCCAUUGAGUCAAAGAAUGGCAUCUAGUCCUGAGCUUCCCACUGAAGAUGAACAGGUUUCCUGGGGCAUCGAUGAUCUCCAUAUUUCAUUGCAAGCUGAACAGGAAGACACUCAGAAGAAAACCUUCACGUGCUGGGUAAACUCACAGUUGGCCAGGCACUCUUCUCCCUCCGUUAUAUCUGACCUAUUCACAGACAUUAAAAAGGGGCAUGUCCUCCUGGAUCUGCUAGAAGUACUUUCUGGGCAACAGUUGCCUCGGGAUAAAGGAUCUAAUACAUUCCAGUGUAGAAUCAAUAUAGACCAUGCCUUGACAUUCCUAAGAAACCGAUCAAUCAAGCUAAUAAAUAUUCAUGUUACUGAUAUAAUUGAUGGAAACCCAUCCAUAAUCCUUGGCCUAAUUUGGACAAUUAUCCUGCACUUUCAUAUUGAGAAGCUUGCCCAGACUCUUUCUUGCAAUUACAAUCAGCCUUCCCUGGAUGAUAUGAGUGUGGCUGAUUCAUCUCCUACCUCAAGUCCUCCAGCUAAGAAAUGCUCCAAAGUGCAAGCAAGAUGGCAGAUGUCUGCAAAAAAGGCCCUUCUUUUGUGGGCUCAGCAACAAUGUGCCAUGUAUGAGUCUGUCAGUGUGACAGACUUUAAGUCAAGCUGGAGAAAUGGGAUGGCUUUUUUGGCCAUCAUUCAUGCCUUGCGACCAGACCUAAUUGACAUGAAGAGUGUGAAGCAUAGGUCCAACAAAGACAAUCUGAGAGAGGCCUUCAGAAUUGCAGAACAAGAAUUAAAAAUCCCCAGACUCCUGGAACCAGAAGACGUGGAUGUUGUUGAUCCUGAUGAAAAGUCCAUCAUGACCUAUGUGGCACAAUUUCUUCAGUAUUCCAAAGAUGCCCAUGGGACUGGAGAGGAGGCUCGGGGAAAGGUGAACAAUGCUAUGGUCUGGUUGACUCUGCAAAAGGAAAAACUACAGAAGUUGCUAAAGGAUUCAGAAAAUGAUACCUACUUUCAAAAGUAUAAUAGCCUGCUGUCAUUUAUGGAGUCAUUCAAUGAAGAAAAAAAGUCCUUUUUGGAUGUCCUGUCGAUAAAAAGGAAUCUGGAUGAGCUGGACAAGGAUCAGUUACAGUUGGAAGAAGCCUGGGAUGGCCUCAAUCACCAGAUUAAUGCAUGGACAGUAAAGCUGAAUUGUGCCUUGCCUCCACCCCUCCAUCAAACUGAAGCUUGGCUUCAGGAGGUAGAAGGGCUUAUGGAUGAAGAUUUGUCAACCUCCCAGGAUUACUCUCAAGACACGACUCUGAUACAAGAGAAAAUGACUUUAUUCAAGAGCCUGAUGGAUAGAUUUGAGUAUCAUUCAAACAAUCUCCUUACCUUUGAAAAUAGAGAUGAAAAUCAUUUGCUGUUGGUGCCACCUGACAAAUUGGAGGAAAUGAAAAGACGAAUCAACAACAUUUUGGAGAAAAAAUUUAUUCUGCUUCUAGAAUUUCAUUACUGCAAGUGCUUAGUUCUUGGUUUGUCAGAUGAAGUGAAAUCAAAAUUGGAUAUUUGGAACAUUAAAUAUGGGAGCAGAGAAUCUGUGGAAUUAUUGCUGGAAGACUGGCAUAAAUUUAUUGAAGAAAAAGGAUUCCUAGCCCAACUUGAUACCUCUUUUCAAAAGUGUGAAGAAAUUUAUAAGAAUUUGGCUGGAGAAUGUCAGAAUAUUAAUAAACAAUAUAUGGUGAUGAAAUCUGAUGUUUGUAUGUAUAGGAAAAAUAUAUAUAAUGUGAAGUCCACUCUACAAAAAGUGCUGGCAUAUUGGGCUACUUAUGUGGAAAACCUUCGCUUAUUAAGGGCUUGCUUUGAGGAGACAAAGAAGGAAGAAAUUAAAGAGGUUCCCUUUGAGACAGUAGCCCAGUGGAAUCUAGAACAUGGGACUUUAAAUGAAGCAGGAAAUUUUUUAAUCGAAGUCAGCAAUGAUGUGGUUGGAUCAUCUAUUUCUAAAGAGCUGAGAAGGCUGAAUAAAAGAUGGAGAAAGUUUGUUUCAAAAACUCAACUUGAAAUGAACCUACCACUGAUAAAAAAACAGGAUCAGCCCACUUUUGACAAUUCUGGAAAUAUUCAACUAUCUGAAGAAGAAAAAGCAACUGUUGAGUUUUCAACAGAUUUGCCAAUAGAACUUCCUGAAAAUUAUAAUCAAAAUAUAAAGACUGGAGAGGAACAUGAAAAAGAAAAUGAAGAAUCCACAGGGCAACUAAAAGUGGCUAAAGAUGUUGAAAAAGUCAUUGGACAAGUGGAAAUCUGGGAGGCAGAAACCAAAUCUGUUUUGGAUCUUCUGAGAGAUCAAGUUGAUGUGAAUACUUCAAUGGAAGAAUCUUUGAAGCAUCUUAUUGCCAAAGGCUCUAUGUAUGAGGAGCUUCUGGCAAGAACUGAAGAUAUGUUAUACAUGGAUAUACAAAAUUUUUCAAGCCAGGAGUCCUUUCAACAUGUUCUCACAGCUGGGCUUCAGGCAAAGAUUCAAGCAGCUAAAGAGAAAGUCCAGAUCAAUGUGGUAAAACUCGUUGCAGCAUUGAAGAACUCAACCGACGUUUCACCAGAAUUGGACGUCAGGCUGAAGAUGGAAGAAUCCCAGAAAGAACUUCAAUCGUACAUGACUAGGGCUCAGCAGUUACUGGGGCAAAGAGAGAGCCCUGGUGGACUCAUUUCAAAAUACAAGGAAGCACUAAUAAUUUCUAAUACAGAAAGUCUGGCGAAGUAUUUGAAAGCUGUUGAAGAACUAAAAAAUCAUGUAACUGAGGACAUAAAGAUGUCCUUAGAAGAAAAGAGAAGAGAUAUCUGUGCCACAUGGGAGUCUCUUCAUCAUGAACUGUCUCUAUAUGUUCAACAACUAAAAAUAGAUAUUGAAAAAGGAAAACUUAGUGACAAUAUUUUAAAACUUGAAAAGCAAAUAAAUAAAGAAAAGAAGCUUAUUCGUAGAGGAAGGACCAAGGGUCUCAUCAAGGAACAUGAGGCCUGCUUUUCCGAGGAAGGCUGUCUGUACCAGCUUAAUCACCACAUGGAAGUCCUGAGGGAGCUGUGUGAAGAGCUGCCUUCACAGAAGAGUCAACAAGAAGUGAAGCGACUACUCAAAGAUUAUGAACAAAAAAUAGAAAGACUUCUGAAAUGUGCUUCCGAGAUUCAUACGACACUGCAGGCCACAGGGGGAGGCACGUCGAGAAAUGAGGGGACCAUCACCACAUCCGAGAAUAGAGGAGGGGAUUCCCACAGUGAGGCAAUCGAACCUGUUAUGAAUUUUAGCCUGGCAUCAGAGUUAAAGCCUCCGCAAGAAGAAAGCAUUAUGGAAAAGGAUUACAGUGCAUCUAUAAAUAGUUUACUAGAGAGGUAUGAUACAUACAGAGAUCAUCUUGAACACCACCUGCAAAACGGCGAAUUCACGGUUACUUCUGAUUUCGCUAGUGAAGAGGACAGGAGUAGUUCUUGUCUGCAGGCUAAACUGACAGAUCUACAGGUCAUAAAAAAUGAAACUGAUGCUUGCUGGAAAGAGUUUGAAAUUAUUUCACUGAAGUUAGAAAAUCUUGCGAAUGACAUAAAGAAGCCUUUUAUAGUUAAGGAAAGAGACAGACUAAAGGAAAGAGAACAAGAGCUUCAGAUGACUCUUAAUACGAGAAUGCAAUCUUUAGAGACAGCACGGCAGCUUGUGUUACCUGUAGAGAAGGCGUCACUCCUUCUCUGUGGCUCGGACCUGCCUCUCCAUAAAAUGGCUAUCCAGGAAUUUGGUCUUAUUAAUGCUGAUGGCAUUUAUCAACACCUGAGGAAAAUCCAAGAUUCUAUAGCAAAACAGAUUGAAACAUGUAACCGCUUAGAAAAACCGGGCAACUUUAUAUUGAAGGAGUUACAUCCAUGUGAUCGACAUGCAAUGCAGAAUGUUAUACUGAAAUACAAAACACAAUUUGAAGAAAUGAAUCACAGGGUGCAGAGGAGUGAAGAUACUCUAAGAGCUCUGGAAGGCUUUUUGGAAUCUCUCAAAACAGCUAAACUCUCUGCUGAGCCUGUUGUAGACCUUUCAGCCUCAGACACACAAGUGGCACAAGAGAAUACUUUGACAGUAAAAAAUACAGAGAGAGACAUUCAUCUGAUGAAAGACAAGGCCAAACAUUUGGAUAAGCGUUUGAAGAUGCUUGAUAUGAGCUUUAAAGAUGCUGAACAGGGUGAAGACACCUCCUGUGAAAACCUUGUUGAUGCUUUAUCAGUAAAGUUAUCUGAGACACAUGGCUAUGGGGUACAGGAGGAAUUCACUGAGGAAAACACAUUACUAGAGGCUUGUAUUUUCAAAAAUAAUGAACUCCUUAAAAAUAUUGAAGAUGUACAGAGUCAAAUCAGCAAAAUUGGUCUUAAGGAUCCUACUGUCCCUGCUGUGAAACAUCGGAAAAAAUCUUUAAUCAGACUGGAUAAGGAUCUAGAUGAAUAUGAAGAAGAGAAGAAACAUUUACAAGAAAUGGCUAAUUCUCUUCCACACUGCAAAGACGGCAGAGAAAAAGCUGUGAGUCAGCAGUGCCAAAAUACCAUACUCUUGUGGGAGAAUACCAAAGCUUUCAUCACUGAAUGUCUUGAACAAUGUGGAAGAGUUUUGGAGCUCUUAAAACAAUACCAGAAUUUUAAAGCCAUCUUGACAACUUUGAUUCAAAAAGAAGAGAGUGUCAUCUCCCUGCAGGCUUCGUACAUGGGAAAGGAGAACCUGAAGAAAAGGAUAGCAGAGAUUGAACUUGUGUUGAGGGAUCAAGUUUGUCUCUUAGCAAAAAGUCAGAAUAUCCAUUUCAGUUUUUUUUUUUUUUUUAUGUUACGCUUUAUCUUUAAAGGCAAAAUUUGAAUUUUAUCAGUGGUAUAGAAAAAUGUAGAACAGUGAAAAGAAUGCAUUUCACAUUGAAAUGAAGUAGUCUCAACCCAUUCUCUAGCAAUGAAGUUGUCUUAAAUGUAGUUAAAUAACAACCAUUACACUA
This is a messenger RNA of Sapajus apella (tufted capuchin), 6459 nucleotides long. RefSeq names its product nesprin-2-like. The record is from RefSeq and is a predicted model, not a curated record. The coding region runs from base 1521 to 6329 and encodes 1602 amino acids. Gene Ontology annotation, molecular function: protein binding. The transcript is spliced from 32 exons. Lineage: Eukaryota; Metazoa; Chordata; Mammalia; Primates; Cebidae.